AUGGUUUCAGUACAGUUGUUGCGCCUUCUGAGCCUUCUUUAUUUGGUGCCCAACUUUCGGAGCCAGGCAAUCCCAACAAGUGAUCGACGGAGAAUUUCGGAGAUCUAUAGGAAGGAGGUUAUCAAAGCUACCAUUCUGGAUAAGUUGGGGCUCAGCAGCAUGCCCCCGCCGCUCAGACGCCUGUACCAGCGCAGGACCCGGCCGGCCAGACCCGUGCGGCCGGGACAAUUCCCCCGGGCCACCGUCUACAAGAUGAUCGUCUUCCCCUCCACAGACCCCGUAUCGAACAGCACAGACCAUCUUCGGUUCAAGCUGCCCUCCACAGCCGGGAACCGUGUUCUAUCUGCCAGCCUGUCGGCCUACCACGGGCUGCCGAACUGGCGAGGACUGCCGAGCAAAACCGAAGACAAGGUUCGGAGGGACUCGCCGUUUUCCGAAAGCCUGAAGGAUUAUUCCAAAGUGCCCUCCUCCUUGCUGGUGCACCUGGAACAGAGAGCCAUCUUUGGAAACCCUGGGCACGAGAAGGUCAUCCGGGUCGGGUCCAAGUGGGUCGACUUCCGGUUGCCGGGCUGGGCGGAGUUUGACGUCACAGAGCUUACGAACUUCUGGCUUGGGAGCCCUGAGAGAAACGGCGGGCUGGAUAUCCGGUGUCUCACCUGUAGGAAAUACAUGAAGAGCGCGCCUUUCUACACGGACCCCGACCAGACGACCGAGGGAGCGUCGAACAGGCCCUUCAUGGUGCUAACGCUCCAAGAGUUGGACGAAGACGAACUUGAAGAAGGCAGCGGCGCCUUGCGUCAUCAGCCGGAGCCGUUGCGUCACAAACGUGACGUCACCAAAGACUGUGACGAGGAAGAGGAGGAGGAAGACGAUGACGCAUUUCUGACGUCACGGAACGAAACAUCGCCAUUGCCAAGGAGCUGCUGUCGAAGAUCUUUGAUUGUAUCCUUCAAGGACAUUGGCUGGGACGGUUGGGUGAUGGAACCGGAGGAGUUUGACGCGCACUACUGCCUGGGCCAGUGCGCCAGCUACAACCUGCCCGGGCCACACGCCGCCAUCAUGGACCACGUGGUUUCUCCCGUGUACCAGAUGAAGCCGUGCUGCGUGCCUGUCCCGGGGCAGAUGCGCGACCUGCUCAUCCGAUACAGCUUCGACGGCGGCAAAACCAUUUCCACUCAGCUCGUCCCCAACAUCAUCGUCAACUCAUGCGGCUGCCUCUAGGGCGUUUCAGC
This is a messenger RNA of Branchiostoma belcheri (Belcher's lancelet), 1232 nucleotides long. Its product is annotated as bone morphogenetic protein 6-like. Gene Ontology annotation, biological process: SMAD protein signal transduction. The record is from RefSeq and is a predicted model, not a curated record. The transcript is spliced from 8 exons. Gene Ontology annotation, cellular component: extracellular region. NCBI's taxonomy places the organism in Eukaryota, Metazoa, Chordata, Leptocardii, Amphioxiformes, Branchiostomatidae. The coding region runs from base 1 to 1221 and encodes 406 amino acids. Gene Ontology annotation, molecular function: growth factor activity; cytokine activity.